AUGGGUCUCUCUACCUCAGCAAUUUGGAAAAAUACUGGAGUGGAAAUUGUUAAUCCCUAUGAAGUAAAACGAAAGGUGAAGGUGAAUGGUCUUAAAAUGGUUGAUGAGCCAAUGGAAGAGGGAGAAGCAGAUUCUUGCCAAGAUGAAGGAGUUGUUAAAGAAAUCCCUAUUACUUAUCACGUUAAGGAAGGAUAUGAGAAAGCAGAUCCUGCACAAUUUGAGUUGCUCAAAGUUCUUGGUCAGGGAUCCUUUGGAAAGGUUUUUCUUGUUAGAAAGAAGACUGGUCCUGAUGCUGGACAGCUCUAUGCAAUGAAGGUGUUAAAAAAAGCUUCUUUAAAAGUUCGAGACAGAGUUCGGACAAAGAUGGAGAGGGAUAUACUGGUGGAAGUAAAUCAUCCAUUUAUUGUCAAAUUGCACUAUGCCUUUCAGACUGAAGGGAAGCUGUAUUUAAUACUGGAUUUUCUCAGGGGAGGAGAUGUCUUCACAAGAUUAUCCAAAGAGGUUCUGUUUACAGAGGAAGAUGUGAAAUUCUACCUUGCAGAACUGGCCCUUGCUUUGGAUCAUCUGCACCGAUUAGGAAUUGUAUAUAGAGACCUGAAGCCAGAAAACAUUUUGCUUGAUGAAAUAGGACAUAUCAAGUUAACAGAUUUUGGACUCAGCAAGGAAUCAGUAGAUCAGGAAAAGAAGGCUUACUCAUUUUGUGGUACAGUGGAGUAUAUGGCUCCUGAAGUAGUAAAUAGAAGAGGUCAUUCCCAGAGUGCUGAUUGGUGGUCAUAUGGUGUACUUAUGUUUGAAAUGCUUACUGGUACUCUGCCAUUUCAAGGUAAAGACAGAAAUGAGACCAUGAAUAUGAUAUUAAAAGCAAAACUUGGAAUGCCUCAGUUUCUUAGUGCUGAAGCACAAAGUCUUCUAAGGAUGUUAUUCAAACGGAAUCCAGCAAAUAGAUUGGGUUCAGAAGGAGUUGAUGAAAUCAAAAGACACCUUUUUUUUGCAAAUAUUGACUGGAAUAAAUUAUAUAAGAGAGAAGUUCAGCCUCCUUUCAAACCGGCUUCUGGAAAACCAGAUGAUACUUUUUGUUUUGAUCCUGAAUUUACUGCAAAAACACCUAAAGAUUCUCCUGGUUUGCCAGCUAGUGCUAAUGCUCAUCAACUCUUCAAAGGAUUCAGCUUUGUUGCAACUUCUAUUGCAGAAGAAUAUAAAAUCACUCCGAUAACAAGUGCAAAUGUAUUACCAAUUGUUCAGAUAAAUGGAAAUGCUGCACAAUUUGGUGAAGCAUAUGAAUUGAAAGAGGAUAUUGGUGUUGGCUCCUAUUCUGUUUGCAAACGAUGCAUACAUACUGCUACCAACAUGGAAUUUGCAGUGAAGAUCAUUGACAAAAGUAAAAGAGACCCCUCAGAAGAAAUUGAAAUUUUGAUGCGCUAUGGACAACACCCUAACAUUAUCACUUUAAAGGAUGUUUAUGAUGAUGGUAGAUAUGUUUACCUUGUUACGGAUUUGAUGAAAGGAGGAGAGCUACUUGACCGUAUUCUCAAACAAAAAUGUUUUUCAGAACGGGAAGCUAGAGAUGUACUGUUUAUAAUAACUAACACAGUUGACUAUCUUCAUUGUCAAGGAGUUGUUCAUCGUGAUCUUAAACCCAGUAAUAUUUUAUACAUGGAUGAAUCAGCCAACGCAGACUCCAUUAGAAUCUGUGAUUUUGGGUUUGCAAAACAACUUCGAGGAGAAAAUGGACUUCUCUUAACUCCAUGCUACACUGCAAACUUUGUGGCACCUGAGGUUCUUAUGCAACAAGGCUAUGAUGCUGCUUGUGAUAUUUGGAGUCUGGGAGUCCUUUUUUACACAAUGUUGGCUGGCUACACUCCAUUUGCUAAUGGCCCCAAUGAUACUCCUGAAGAGAUACUGCUGCGUAUAGGCAAUGGAAAGUUCUCUUUGAGUGGUGGAGACUGGGACAGUAUUUCAGAUGGAGCAAAGGAUUUGCUUUCCCAUAUGCUGCAUAUGGACCCACAGCAGCGGUACACUACAGAACAAGUAUUAAAACACUCAUGGAUAACCCACAGAGAUCAGUUGCCAAAUGAUCAGCCAAGUAAAAAUGAUACAUCACAUGUUGUUAAGGGAGCAGUGGUUGCCACAUAUUCUGCCCUGACUCACAGGACCUUUCAACCAGUCCUAGAGCCUGUUGCUGCUUCAAGCUUAGCUCAACGACGGAGCAUGAAAAAGCGAACAUCAACUGGCCUGUAA
Molecule: messenger RNA, 2238 nt
Organism: Mesoplodon densirostris (Blainville's beaked whale)
Lineage: Eukaryota; Metazoa; Chordata; Mammalia; Artiodactyla; Ziphiidae
Gene: RPS6KA6
Product: ribosomal protein S6 kinase A6
Exons: 22
Coding region: 1-2238 (745 amino acids)
Biological process (GO): protein phosphorylation
Molecular function (GO): ATP binding; magnesium ion binding; ribosomal protein S6 kinase activity
Source: RefSeq, a predicted model, not a curated record